GAGGAGCUCCCGACCAGCUCUGCUCAGAGUGUGCUGCAGAAAGAUGGAAGCGGGGGGGGGGGGCGGGAGAGAAACACCCACACUCCCACCCAGGCACACAUGUUCCAAGCCAAAUCACCAGUUGCUUCUGUUCUGCUGGCUGCACGGUGCCACUGCAACUGCGUAGAGGCUUGCGGGGGGGGGGGGACCUUCAGUUCGGCUGGAAGAGGAGGCGGCAAGCAGUGGGAAAGGGAGAGAGAUUGGAGUUCCUGGCCUGUGCAUUCGGAAGCCCCAUGCUGCCCCCUCAGCAGGCAGGGCCUGGCGCUGCCUGAACGCCCCACGUUUCCAGCAUGCAGCUGGAAGAAGAAAGAAAGCUGCGUAUCGAGCAGGCACUGGCGUGGCUGAGGAGAGAACUGUUAGAAAUGCAACUCCAGGACCAAGAGCUGCUGGAGAAGUUGUUGCAGCUGCACAGUACCUUACGGGAGCUGAAAGCAGAGUGUGCAGACUGGGAGAGCUCCGAUCCCAACAGGGAUGUGUUUGGGGCCAGAGCCCGUUCGUGUUCGGAGGACAUGGGAGCCCCAGUCCUGUCAAGAAGGUCCUUCAAACUCGGAGCGAACAGAAGAAACUCCCUCCCAUGACAAAUCAAGGGUGGAUGCAGGGGCAGGGGGUCAUCAGUCAGUGCAAACAGCUUCUUUGGCAUUC
Molecule: messenger RNA, 681 nt
Organism: Podarcis muralis (Common wall lizard)
Lineage: Eukaryota; Metazoa; Chordata; Lepidosauria; Squamata; Lacertidae
Gene: C5H20orf202
Product: chromosome 5 C20orf202 homolog
Source: RefSeq, a predicted model, not a curated record